AUGUCGGAAGAACAGGCGUGCCUUGUGCGCGCUCGGUCGGAUUCUGAAGGCUCGUCGAAGCACAGCUUCGGAACCAUGACUUAUACUGAGGAUAGACUUAGCGGCACGGAAGGUGGUGGCGGAGAGCCAGGCAACACUAGCCACAUGGCCACCAGCCCCCCCGACCACACCACCGACGUCAACGAGAGCGGCGAGCUCUUAGACUACAACGACUCCAGUGUACUCGAACAGUUUCACGAGGAUGCCUUGCGACAGGCGGGUACCGGGCUAGCACAGGCGCGAGUCACUCUAGCAGUGUUCCUCGCUAUAGCGGGAGCGUCGCUAGAACUAUCUGCCAUCCCCUUCAUUCUACCCUCCGCGGAAAUCGAACUCUGUAUACUACCGCAUGAGAAGAACUGGCUCAUAAUGAUAAGCCUAGUAGGAGGUUCACUAGGCGCGGUAGGAUGGGGUGCUCUGUCCGAGAGGCUGGGUCGGAGGCGGUGUCUGGUGUCUUGUCUAGCCGUCAACGCAGUCUUUGCUGCCAUAGCCGCGUUCAUGCCCACCUAUGGAACUUUCAUGAUGGCCAGAUUCUGUUCGUCGCUGGGCUCUGGUGGCAUAGUUCCAACCUCGUACACGUAUUGCGGGGAGAUUUGGUGGCGGGCUCGAAGGGGCGCGGCCCUGGGGGCUCUAGCAGCGGCCGCUGGCGCGGGGGGCGCAGCCGCAGCCGCGCUCUCCGCUGCAGUCCUCCCGCAAAACGGAGCCUCCACGCUUAUUGAGAAUAAAGAACAUUUUAGCGCUUGGCAUCGAUAUCUCCUACUCUGCACGAUUCCGAUCCUGGCGUCGUUGGUCAGCCUGAUCUGGACGCAGGAAUCCCCUCGGUACUUGCUCGACGUAGGAAGGGAGGUCGAUGCCAUGAUGGUCUACCAAAGCAUCCACAGCAGCAACAAGUUCCGUGUAUGCGGGGGCGCGGGCGUGUCGGCGGGCAGCGCGGAGUACCGGCUCGGGGAACUCGCCCUGCCGGGGAAGCGGCGCCCUCCCGCCCUGCAUCACGUACGACAUAGCGUUAAAAUGUUCUGGCAGUCAUUCUUUCAACUUUUCUCGAGUACCUACAGGAGGACCACACUCUCACUCGGAGGGACAUUACUUUUCACUAUGGCGAUACAGUACUACCUAGCCUCCUACAUACCAGCUACGGUCGUGAAGAUGGAAAGCGAUCUCUACGAGGCCUCAAAACAGAGUAUAGGGAAUGAAACCCUAACAGAUGUACAUUAUAACACGACUCUAGAAAACGUCGAUUAUUAUAAUGUGACAUUCAACAGAUGCACGAUCAGAGAUAUGUUGAUAUCUCACGUCGCGUUCAGAAACUGUUCCUUUUACAACGUUGCGUUAUCAAAUCUCAAGACCUCGUUCACUACCUUCGAGGGGUGCUCGUUUAUAAAUAGCACUAUAAUAGACACAGAUAUGGAGGUAGGAAGGGAGUUCGACGAGUGGUGUGUGUUCAACAGUACGAUAGUGAGAGGUAUGCGGGGGGGCUGCGCCAGGCACGCCGACCUCACCUCCAAGCUGGGGGGGAUGACCACGGAGCAGAGCUACGCGGCACACGCCAUGUUCCUAGUCACCUUCGUCGCUUUCAUGCCGCAGAAUUUAAGACCCGUUGUGGCUAUGUGUGGUGCCUGCAUAUUGCUGUCUCCCUUAGUCUACAUAGCGCAGAGCGAGACAGCGCUAUACGUCGUAGAAGCAGUAUAUCGAUUCUUCAUAACGCUAAUAUUUUACUCCGUAGGAGUAAGCGUUGUGGAUUCUUAUCCACAUAACUUGAGAUGCACGGCGCACGGGCUCCUCCUGUCGGUGACGUACGUGGGGGGCGCAGUCCUGCGCGGGGCGGGCGAGGCCCCGGCGGCCCCCUCGGCCCUGCUGUGCGCCGCCCUCGCCGCCGCCGCCACCGCCUCCGCCGCCGCCAGCCAUUAGGUAUUGUGUGUCCCAUGGACUCGGUUAUUAUCAGGGAUUUUCAACGUUAUUGUAAAGUUGUCUUUACAAAAUAUUAUUAACGACGGCAACACCUGUAUUGGGUUGCCAUGAAUAAAAUUUAAUAUCGAUUAUUUACGACUUAAGUUGGGUUUUAUAUUAAAAGUGUUGGUCUUAUUUAGGCUCGAAAAUAUUAUGAAGUACUGAGUUAUUAUGAGUGACUCUUUAAUGCGAUCGCCUAAUAUAAAAAAAUAUGGAACUUGGCAUUAGGUAUUCCCAUAUAAAUCCAAAUUCUCAAAAAAUGAGAUUACUAGGUAUCUAAGUAUUUCUACCUACUUACUUUAUAUUAGGUAAAAUGUUAAUAAAAUAUAUCGAUACUCUUAACCGACUACACUAAAAAGUAGUAUGAAGCGUUUUUAAUAUAAAACCUAACUUUUAAAGGAAUGAACUUGCCAUAAUGAUUAACCAAAGUAAUAUUGACUGAUUUUAUUGUUAUGUCACUAAUAACCGACUUAAAAAGAAGUGAUAUGCAACUUUGUUAUUUGCGAGAAGUACUACGAUGUAGGAGUGACGACAGGGUACGAAUUUAAAAGUAUAUUUAACUAGAGACCCGCCCCGACUUCGCGCAAUUCUGAUACUAAAAUUUCUACACUAUUUAAUGGAUGUUGUUAUACAUAUAAAC
Molecule: messenger RNA, 2623 nt
Organism: Spodoptera exigua (beet armyworm)
Lineage: Eukaryota; Metazoa; Arthropoda; Insecta; Lepidoptera; Noctuidae
Source: the annotation of a GenBank genome assembly